Notolabrus celidotus (New Zealand spotty) is the source of this 636-nucleotide messenger RNA. RefSeq names its product telethonin. The coding region runs from base 10 to 471 and encodes 153 amino acids. Gene Ontology annotation, molecular function: protein-macromolecule adaptor activity; structural constituent of muscle; titin Z domain binding. Gene Ontology annotation, cellular component: Z disc. The transcript has 2 exons. Gene Ontology annotation, biological process: skeletal muscle contraction; skeletal muscle myosin thick filament assembly; cardiac muscle tissue morphogenesis. Lineage: Eukaryota; Metazoa; Chordata; Actinopteri; Labriformes; Labridae. The record is from RefSeq and is a predicted model, not a curated record.
AGUCACACCAUGAACUGCGUGAGCAGAGGAGGCUGCUACCUGGUGAACUCUUCCUGUGAUCUUCAGGAGGACAACCAGUGGAAGAAGGAGAGCUAUGAAGCAUACUGGAUCAGCCUUGUCCUUGAGACAAGACCGCAGUACAAGCUAACACUGUCAGAGAAGGACAACAUUCACAGAGAGAGUUACAAGCAGCAGCAGGUGGUCCACUUCAUGGUCCAGAGGUAUCCAAGCCAGACUCUGAAGCUGGGCAGUGACGGCAGAGCCAUGACGGAGCACCAGCUCCCGCUCUUCGACACCAGCAGAGGCUCAACCACCAAGGAACAACAGGCAGUCACACAAGAGACGAGGGACGAACAGGGAGUCUCUGCCACAGCUCAGGAUCUCAGCAAACCAUCAAGGGUGAACUUCAGAGCCUCCGGCCUGAUGUCUUCACCGAAGGAAAUCUCUGAGCGGGUGCAGAGGAGGGAGUGAGUGAGGAGGUGGAGAGUAUGUAAUGCUGUUUAAGACAGAACUGGUGCUUUGUUUGUUUGAUUACAAGCUGGUAUUAUUACAUUUAAGCAUACUACAAGGCCUCCGGCUGAUAUGCAUUAAGGGUAAUAUUUUAAAGUAUCACAAAACUCUGCUCAGUAACUUCAG